Molecule: messenger RNA, 1797 nt
Organism: Thelazia callipaeda (thelaziosis nematode)
Lineage: Eukaryota; Metazoa; Nematoda; Chromadorea; Rhabditida; Thelaziidae
Source: the annotation of a GenBank genome assembly
AUGUUAUCAGCUGCUCUGUUGAUGAUAUUGAUGAUAACUUGGCCACUUGUGGCAACAGCGGAUUUGUUCACAUCAAUCGCGGACAUGGAAUUACUUCUUGAAACAGAAAAAGAAUUGCCAGAAAUAUUAGAAUCUUACAUCGAACGAUUUGAGCAACGUUUAGAUGCACUCAAACAGCUUUGGAAACGAAAAAAGCAGCGUGUCAGCAGUAAAUUAGAAGAUAGCAUGCGAAUGAUCACUAAUCCAAUCAGCGCCUAUUUAUUUAUCAAAGAAAUGAUUGAAGAAAGGGAUGAUAUAAAGCGGUUAGCAAGUAAUGAUGUUGGUGAUGAAUUAUUAAAUGAAAUUUCCGAGGUUCAAGCCAUGAAUAAUGCAAAAAAUCCAGCCAUGGAAGACUUGACUGGAGCUUCGAUGGCACUUUUGCGAUUGCAAGAUACAUAUCGACUGGAUGUCAAGGAAAUGGCUAAUGGCAAAAUCUUGAAUGUUUCGAUCUCUCAAUCACUAACCGCUCGUGACUGCUUUGAUAUUGGGCGCGCAGCAUACAGUGCGGAUGAUCAUUACCAUACAAUAAUGUGGAUGCAAGAAGCAUUAGAACGAUUACAAGAUGAAUUGCCUAAUAGUACUGUAAAUGUUUCUGAGAUAUUGGAAUAUUUGGCAUUUUCAAUGUUCAAACAAGAUAAUCUGAAAAGAGCACUUAUACUCACCGAUAAACUACUUAAAAUUAGUCCAGAUCAUCCUCGAGCCAAAAAUAACAUCCAGUGGUAUGAAGAUCUGUUAGCGAAAGAUGGCAUAAAAGCAGAUAAUUACCGACGAAAUAUUCCACCAAUAAAUAAUCGCAGACCAAGUAGUGGUUUAGAUGCUGCUGAAAGUGAAAUGUAUGAAGCGUUAUGUAGAAAUGAAGUUCCUGUGAGUGUGAAAGAAACUUCGAAAUUGUAUUGCUAUUAUAAAAUGGAUCGUCCGUUCUUGCGUUUAGCUCCCUUCAAAAUUGAAAUUUUGAGAUUUAGUCCACUUGCUGUGUUAUUUCGAGGUGUAAUCACAGAUGACGAAGUAGAAUUAAUUCAGUUUCUAGCAAAGCCGAAGUUGCGAAGAGCUACUGUUCAGAAUUCAGUUACUGGUGAACUUGAGACAGCUUCAUAUAGAAUAAGUAAAAGGUUAAUUAUUAUGAACUUAUUAAAAGCUAUCUGUUCAAUGAAUAUUUAUUCAAAAUUAUUGAAAAAAAUUGUUUCUGGUAGUAAGUCAUUAUUGAAGUAUUUAUAUCAUCAGUUCUUUUUUAUUAGUGCGUGGCUGAAAGAUGACGAACAUGAGAUUAUACGUCGAAUCAAUAGGCGUAUUGGUUUAAUGACUAAUUUAGAGCAAGAAACUUCGGAAGAUUUGCAGGUUGGAAAUUAUGGUAUUGGUGGGCAUUACGAUCCUCAUUUUGACUUUGCGCGGAAAGAAGAAGUAAAUGCUUUUCAAUCACUGAAUACUGGAAAUCGUUUGGCGACAGUUUUAUUUUAUAUGACGCAGCCUGAAUCAGGUGGCGCGACUGUAUUCACACACGUGAGAACAACAGUUUUACCCUCAAAAAACGACGCUUUGUUUUGGUACAAUUUAUUGCGUAGUGGGGAAGGUGAUUUUAGAACUCGUCAUGCUGCUUGUCCCGUAUUGACUGGUGUUAAAUGGGUUUCUAACAAAUGGAUUCAUGAACGUGGUCAAGAGUUCCAUAGGCCUUGUGGCUUGCAACGCUCUAUUCAGGAUAGAUUUGUUGGUGAUCUUGGAGGUCAUAUACCAAGAAACCACUGGAAUAUAAGAGCAGAUUGA